AUGUUCGGGAAACGCGAGGAGCCAACUCCUCAGGAGAUCCUGGAGCAGCGCCGACCUUCCAAUGCGGAAGUAAAUGCGCACCGAAAGUCGGUGUCGAAUCGGGGUCUGACAGGUGCCUCGGCCUUGACUGUCAAGCAGUCAAUUUUUCCAAUCACACUCGUGACAAUUCUCUUCUUUUUGUGGGGUUUUGCAUACGGCCUAUUGGACGUGCUGAAUGCAAAGUUCCAAACAGCCUUGGACAUAACAGCUGCCAAAGCUGGUGGUCUCCAAGGUGCUUACUUCGGAGCCUACUUCAUCGGACCCCUGACUUACUCCGGAUGGAUUGUGCGGAAGUUCGGCUAUAGGUGGACAUUCAUCGUUGGACUCUGUAUAUACGGUGUCGGCGCCCUGAUGUUCUGGCCUUCAGCCGUGUACCGGUCUUUUGGCGGCUUCUGCGGGUCCCUCUUUAUCGUCGGCUCUGGACUCUCGACUCUUGAAACUUCGGCAAACCCUUUCAUCGCGACCUGUGGACCACCUCGUCUCUCCGAGUUCCGUCUCGAACUUUCACAGUCGUUUCAGGCUAUUGGCUCCGUCAUGGCUCCUCUGUUGGCCUCCCGCGUCUUCUUCGAAGAGACAAACCCCGACGACAUUUCGAAAGUACAGUGGACGUACCUCGGCAUCGCUGCCUUCGUCUUCCUUCUUGCCGUUGUCUUCUUCUUCUCGCCUAUACCAGAAGUCACAGACGCAGACAUGGAACUACAAGCGGAACAGUCCGCCGGACUCACAGGAUACGAAGACAAGCCGAUGGCUAAGCAGUACAAGCUUUUCUUCGGCGUAGCUGCUCAGUUCUGUUAUGUGGGCGCUCAGGUCGGCGUCGCGGCUAAUUUUAUCAACUAUGCCCGGGAGUCGGCUGGUUUAACCGCGGCACAGGCCAGCGACCGGUAUGCCAUUGGACAGGGCCUGUUUGCUAUCGGACGGUUUGCUGCCGCAGGGUUGAUGAUGAUCGUCAAGCCACGCCUGGUUCUGAUGACCUUCAUGUCUGCGAUCAUGCUGUUCAUUGCGCUGGCGAUCGGCAUAUAUGGAGAGACGGGUGUGGCCAUGCUCAGCUUGGUGCUCUUCUUCGAAUCUUGCGUGUUCCCGACCAUCUUCACGCUCUCAAUCCGUGGUCUUGGACGACACACCAAACGGGGCAGCUCCUGGAUCGUGGCGGCAGUUUCCGGAGGCGCCCUGUUCCCUUCGCUGACCGGCUUGCUGGCGGACCACAAGGGGUACCACAUCGGAAUGGCUGUGCCUCUGAUCGGGUUCUUUGUCUCGUUCGUUUACCCAAUCUUCCUCAAUACUGUGUACAAGAGGGAGCUCGACGGGUUCCGCGAGUCAAAGAUUGGGUAUGUGGACGAGCAUGGGACGAUUGGGGACUCGGCUCGUGACGCGCGCAAAGCUAGUCUCGGCAUCCAAGAGACUGGGGAGACUAAGGUCGCUUUUAGGACAGAGCACCUGGAAGCAUAA
Diaporthe citri is the source of this 1485-nucleotide messenger RNA. RefSeq lists its product as uncharacterized. The record is from RefSeq and is a predicted model, not a curated record. Gene Ontology annotation, biological process: transmembrane transport. The coding region runs from base 1 to 1485 and encodes 494 amino acids. Lineage: Eukaryota; Fungi; Ascomycota; Sordariomycetes; Diaporthales; Diaporthaceae. The transcript has 4 exons. Gene Ontology annotation, molecular function: transmembrane transporter activity.